AUGAAGCAAUUCAAAGAAAUUCAUGCCCAGCUCGUCGUCAAGAGCCUAAGCCAUCCAUCACCCUCUCUAAGACCCAUAAUCUCCUUCUCCGCUCUCGACCCCUCCGGUGAAAUAAACUACGCUCUCCUCCUUCUCCUCUUCAGGACCUCGCUUGCUUCUUCGGUUUUUCUCUUCAACACUGUAAUAAGAGGCCUCGCUCGUGUGAUCCAUGGACGCCCCGGUUUCGGCUGGAGCUCGUUGCUUGUGUUAAACCGCAUGGCCGAGCUCAAUCUUGCUCCUAAUAACUUCACUUUCACUUUUCUCUUUCAGGGUUUCUCGAAUUGUUGCGCAUUUGAUCUGGGUAGGCAGUUCCAUGGGAUGUUAAUCAAGAAAUCUUUGGUUAUGGACGUUUUUGUUCGCAAUUCAGUCAUUCAGUUUUACUCAGUUUGUGGGGAAAUGAAUUCUGCCAGGAGGGUAUUUGAUCAAAGUGAUGAAAUUGACAUUGUUUCUUGGAAUUCUAUAAUUAAUGGGUAUGUUAGAAACGGAGAUAUGUCCGAGGCUCUGAACCUGUUUGACAAAAUGCCUAAGAGAAAUGACGUAUCUUGGAAUAGCGUACUUGGCGGUUUGGUAAAGUUUAGUUUUUUGGACGAUGCUUAUAGGUUAUUCAUGGAGAUUCCACGGAGAACUUUGGUAUCUUGGGUUGUCAUGAUUUCUGGUUAUGCUCAAAAUGGCCGGCCAAAAGAAGCUCUGGCUCUGUUUAGAAGUAUGCUAUCGAUGGAUCAGGAAGCAAACUCUGCAAUUUUAGUUAGUGUACUCUCUGCGUGCGCGCAAUUAGGUGCUUUGGAGCAUGGUAAUUGGGUUUACUCUUAUAUCCAGAAAAAACAUGUCAUAAUUGAUUCAAUACUUUCUGCAGCCCUGAUUGAUAUGUAUGCCAAAUGCGGCACCAUUGAUCUUGCAAUGCAAGUGUUCAAUUCCUCAAAAGUGAAGUGUGUUUCCACCUACACUACUGCAAUAUAUGGAUUGGCAAUGAAUGGUCGUAGCAAGGAAGCACUUCAACUAUUUGACCAUUUGAGGGCUGGAGGAAUUUCACCAGAUAGUAUCUCUUAUAUUGCAGUAUUAAGCGCUUGUAGUCAUGAAGGGUGGGUUGAUAGGGGUUUUCACUAUUUUAAUUCAAUGUUAGAUGCUGGAAUUAGACCAGAGUUGGAUCACUAUGCCUGCAUGGUUGACCUUCUAGGCCGUGCUGGUUUGCUUGAAGAAGCAGAGCAAUUAAUUAUUUCGAUGCCGAUUAAACCAGACAGUGCAAUAUGGGGGGCGCUCCUUGGUGCUUGCAGGGUUCAUGCUAAUGCUGAAAUGGGUCGCAGAGUUGGGAAUCUAUUGAUACAAUCUGAUAAAAACCAUGAUGGACGCUACAUCCUACUAUCUAAUAUUUAUGCAGAGUCCAUGAAAGGAGAAGACGCUGAAGAAGUCAGGAGAACCAUGAGAAAAAGAAAAAUAAAGCGGGUUCCAGGGUGUAGUUUAAUUGAAGUAGAUGGAGUUGUUCAUGAGUUUUUGGCUGGAGAUAAAUCGCAUGAGAAGACAGAGGAUAUCUACCGUGUGUGGGAUGAAGUUGUAAAGGAGAUUAAGAAACUUGGCUACAUUGCAGAGACUAGAAAGGUUGCGUUCAACAUAGAAGAGGAGGAGAAAGAAACUCUCAUUGGAUACCAUAGUGAGAAGUUGGCCGUGGCUUUUGGCUUAAUUUGCACAGAGCCUGGAUCAUUAAUACGCAUUGUAAAGAAUAUUAGGAUAUGCAAUGAUUGUCAUUCUGCAAUUAAGCUUGUCUCAAAGGUUUUUAAAAGAAAAAUCUCUGUUCGUGAUCGGAAACGCUAUCAUCAUUUCGAAGAUGGACAAUGUUCCUGCAUGGAUUACUGGUAA
This is a messenger RNA of Humulus lupulus (European hop), 1890 nucleotides long. RefSeq names its product pentatricopeptide repeat-containing protein At3g62890-like. Gene Ontology annotation, molecular function: protein binding; zinc ion binding; RNA binding. Bases 1 to 1890 code for a protein of 629 amino acids. NCBI's taxonomy places the organism in Eukaryota, Viridiplantae, Streptophyta, Magnoliopsida, Rosales, Cannabaceae. The transcript has a single exon. The record is from RefSeq and is a predicted model, not a curated record. Gene Ontology annotation, biological process: RNA modification.